This is a messenger RNA of Nicotiana attenuata, 1404 nucleotides long. Its product is annotated as nascent polypeptide-associated complex subunit alpha, muscle-specific form-like. The record is from RefSeq and is a predicted model, not a curated record. NCBI's taxonomy places the organism in Eukaryota, Viridiplantae, Streptophyta, Magnoliopsida, Solanales, Solanaceae. The transcript is spliced from 9 exons. Bases 1 to 1404 code for a protein of 467 amino acids.
AUGGUAAAACAAAGAGGAAAGGGCUCCAAACAACCCGGCAGAGGUGACUCCUCCCGGGGAGGCAAAGGCAAGAUGAUAAAACUCACUCCCCAAGUUCGGGAAAGCAUAAAAAAGACAAGGAAGCUAAUAAAAGCUGCAGACAAAGCUGCUUCUCAUUCUUCGGGGAGUGAGUAUGUGCCUUCACAGGAUGUCUCUUCAGAUUCCAUUCCCAAUCAUGUCCUGGACUGGCCCAGAAGGUUUAGACUGACAGAUGAUACUCCUCCGCCAUCACCCGCUGUCCGACAGCCAAUCAAUGUUGUGCAUGAGUCAUCUGAGGCUUCUUUGUCAGGGGAGAGUGCAGAAGGAGACGAGGAGGAGGUUCAAGGUGCUAGAGAGGGGCCAAACAACCCCAAGGACAAAAAUUACAAGCCGCCUGCCUCUGCUCCAACUGGCCAGUCUGAUGAGCCGGUCGCGGUAGAGCUCUCCACUGAGCCUGCCUCCACCACCGUUGAGUUGCCUCCGGGACCUUUCACUACUGCUGCUGCAUCAUCCAAGUUGUCUACACUGUCUUCUACCAUUGCGGCUCAGUCAGCAUCACAGCCAGCACAGAUUCCACAGUCCAUUGAGGACACAUUAAAGAAGAUCUUGGAGAACCAAGAAAAGAUCAUCAGUACUCAGGAUGCCUUGUCUAAGGCAGUGGACUCACACGACUUGCUAUUUGGGGAUCCAGAUCCAGCAGCAGUACCGGCAACAGAGCCACAGCGGGAGCAGACACAGAGGCUUCCAAGGAAGAAGAGAAAGCUCCCUAGUGCAGAUGAGGCGAUCAUCCAGUUGGCAGACCCACCGGAGGCCUCCUCUAGUCAGCCACAUGAUGCCCCUAAUAUUCAGCCCGUCCAGCCAUCAUCCUCGCCCGUCGCAGAGGCCACUAGGUGUGACACUCACAUACCUGAGACGGAUGAGUAUAUUCAGGAGCCCGAUGCGACCGUGGUUACUGCUGCACCGACGGCCCCUUCUACCGAGCCUGCCAGCCUUACUGACGAUCAUGCCGCAGAUCAUCCUCCGAUAAAGAGGCAUCGUGCUGAGGAUUAUUCUGAUAGUGUUUCCGGGCGGGAUGGGAUGCGCCUGAGGCCAGCGCCAUCAUCCUCGCCCGUCGCAGAGGCCACUAGGUGUGACACUCACAUACCUGAGACGGAUGAGUAUAUUCAGGAGCCCGAUGCGACCGUGGUUACUGCUGCACCGACGGCCCCUUCUACCGAGCCUGCCAGCCUUACUGACGAUCAUGCCGCAGAUCAUCCUCCGAUAAAGAGGCAUCGUGCUGAGGAUUAUUCUGAUAGUGUUUCCGGGCGGGAUGGGAUGCGCCUGAGGCCAGCGGCUGCUUUAAAGCAUAAAGGAUGUGGGACACAUUAUUUUUUUUUGAUUUUAUAG